Messenger RNA from Anopheles marshallii, 1443 nucleotides. RefSeq names its product melatonin receptor type 1B-like. Gene Ontology annotation, cellular component: membrane. Gene Ontology annotation, molecular function: G protein-coupled receptor activity. The record is from RefSeq and is a predicted model, not a curated record. Gene Ontology annotation, biological process: G protein-coupled receptor signaling pathway. The coding region runs from base 1 to 1443 and encodes 480 amino acids. The transcript is spliced from 3 exons. Lineage: Eukaryota; Metazoa; Arthropoda; Insecta; Diptera; Culicidae.
AUGGACAAUCUAACAGCCGAGCUGUCAAACUUCACCGCCAGCCCGCCGACGGAUGGUUUCGUGGGUCCGGUGACAGCCGGGCAGCUGGCUGGCGCCGUCAUGUCAACGCUGCUUGUCCAGCUCGUUACGGCAGCAACAAGUAGUUCCCGAACACCAACAUCACCGACUACAGACGACCCCGACCAUUACUACGACCCAAAACCCACCACGGCGGACGUCCCCCCGGCCGGACUGAUGGAACCGAACGGGACCGAGCCUAAUUUAUGGUUCGUAACCUCGUUAGCCCUCUCCUCCCGUUCGCAACAGCAUCAGCAGCAGCAGCAACAGCACCAGCAACAGCUUCAACAACAACUGCACCACUCGACCACGGGAAACAGCGGUGGAGCGGAUGCUGGAGCGGGUGCUGGAGAGGUGUCCCCCGUAACACUCUCAACGGAAUGGCCCCGCCUCGCCCGGUUGCUGCUCCUCGCCUGUCUCUCGGUCGUAGGCAGCAUCGGUAACGUCUUCAUGAUAUCGUCCGUUAUGAUAGAGGACCAUCUGAAGAAAGCAGGCAAUGCAUUCAUAGUGAACAUAGCGCUCGCAGAUUUACUUAUCACUAGUGUAGUGAUGCCAGCAUCCACCAUCGUCCUGCUGGCUGGCAUCGACAAUUCCGACAAGGAAGUAUGCUAUUUUCACUGGUUCUUAGCUGCUUGCUCGUUUUUGGUUAGCAUUUUAACAUUAGCCAUGAUGGCGGUUGAGAACUACCUGCGGCUGUGCACGUUCCAGAACGAGCGUGGUUGGUUCAAUAAGACCAACACGACCGCGAUCCUGCUGCUGAUCUGGGCUGUGGCCUGCAUCUCGUCCGUCAUGCAGUUCGUGUACGACAUCCGGUUCGACUACUGCAACUGGCGCGUCCAUCAGCCCAUCCCGCAUGAAGCCGGUGUGGUGGGACUGAUCGUGCUGCUGCCACUGCUGCUCACCUUCAUAACGCACAUUCGCAUCAUUGUGGACGUGAAGCGUACGAUGGCAAUGCCGAACUUCAAGCCGAGCCUUGCCUACACCUGGGACCUGUCGCUGGCACGCACCAACUUCUACAGCUUCCUGAUCUUCGUCGUAUUUUGGCUACCGUUCUGUAUCAUAUUCGCCUACGGUACGGCCCGGUUCGUCUCGAACCCUGUCUUUUACACGACCGUCUGGAUCGGGCUAUCGAAGUCCUGCUUUCACAACGUCAUUUACUGUCUAACCAAUCGCCACUUCCGGAGCGCGUACAUCAGUCUGUUCAACUACUGCUGCUGCAAAACGACGGUGGCCGUCUCGAGACGUCAGCGGGCGGACGGCAACCGACCAACGGCGGACGUCCGCGUCCACAUCAUACCCGGGUACAACAUGUACUCGUACACCAGCCCGCAACGCUCCGGCAACUGCCACGGCCAUUGGGGAAAGCGCGACUGUCACGAGUUAUGA